This is a messenger RNA of Meyerozyma guilliermondii ATCC 6260, 1356 nucleotides long. RefSeq names its product DUF3112 domain-containing protein. NCBI's taxonomy places the organism in Eukaryota, Fungi, Ascomycota, Pichiomycetes, Serinales, Debaryomycetaceae. Bases 1 to 1356 code for a protein of 451 amino acids. The record is from RefSeq and is a predicted model, not a curated record. The transcript has a single exon.
AUGAAGAAAAGUGACGAAUACACCCCAAUACAUGGUUUGUUUCGGUUACUACAGGCAACCAAUAAUGGUGCUGCUGAAGGUACCGGAGUCAAGCUUUUGGUUGAACAGGGCCAUGCAUUACUAGGACCGAAACUUCCAGCAGUUAUGAUUGAUUAUACGAUGGGAAGGCAGAUUAACUUAUUUGGAGACUACCCAAAGCAAAAAGAUAUGGCUCCUUCAAUUAUAUUUGCAGUUGUUUUCUUCGUUCUUGCCCUACUUCACUUGUUGGUGUUUGUAAUGAAUACUUCAAGAAAGCAUUAUUUCUGGCUCACGCUUGGCUUCCUCCUCACAUGUAUUAUGAGAGUGGUCGGUUGGUGUUGCCGUGCUUACUGGAGCACCGAUCUUACUAUGGUACCUCCUGGUAUCGCUGAUGAGGUAUUUCUUAUCAUUCCAUCGAUUCUUCUUGUUUCGUUCAAUUUGAUAUUGGCACAAAGAAUCUUCACCUGGCGCCAUCCAGUGGGUGGUUCAAGGCCCCUUUUCUGGAACACCAUGUUUUUGUUGUAUGGUGUGGUGGUUCUCGUGAUCAUUAUGACCAUUAUCGCUUCAGCGGUGCCUUAUGUGUACCUUCUUUCAGAAGGUGCUUACACCGGCUACAAAAAGACGGUUGAAGCAUCAGCUAUCUUGAUCUUACUUUACACCUUGACGGCAGUAAGUUUGUUGGGUAUGGCAUACUUCUUCAAGCCCACAAGAAAGGACGAAAACUUGUACACUUACCAACCAUGGUGGAUCGAAUCUUUCAGCCCAUUUUACUUUGUCAAGCCUGGUGCUAAAGAAGAAGCAGAACAAAGUUUCAUGAAGCGUGGACACAACCAUCGUCAUGCUAUCAGGGUUAUUGCUGCUACCCAACAUCAUCAUAAUAUGGUAAAUGGUCUCUCGCGAGAGAGAGGAGACCUCAAACAUAAUUGGUCUUUGGUGAUUAUCACCAUCACCACGUUAUUUAUCUUUAUUGGGCAAGUGGGUAGAACGGUGGCAGUGUUUCAGGGAAGGUUCCAAAUCGAUAGUGGACCUGUCUGCGAACCUGUUGCCAUGUACAUUUGCUGGGGUCUCUUUGAAGUGAUCAUCCACUUGUUAUACAUCAUUGGCCGAGUAGAUCUCCGUUUCUACAGACCAGAUAGACUUCCAGCUCCAGUUCGGUCCAUUAUUACCGCCGAACAAUCACUCAAUCCAUCGGACGUUGAGACGGAAAGUAUGCAAUCUGCCGAGGAUGAUUACUCGGAUUCAGAGACUCAAUUCAAUGGUUCUGACGAUGGAUUUGGAUUCCACAACAACCACAUGGAAAAAGAACGUGGCGAUGAUGAAUCUGAGUUUCAUUUCUAG